GUGACAUCAGGUGAUUAGAGGUAUAUCAUCCCACACAUACCCGUCAUAUAUUUCAGUCUAGUACCACAGUCCACUGCUGAACAACAUGUCUCAGAAAUAUGUGCUCCAUUACUUCAACGGCCGCGGCCGUGGUGAGCUUAUCCGCCUGAUGUUUGUAAUUAGUAAAACCAAGUACGAGGACCACCGCGUAGAAUUCAAAGAUUGGCCGGCAUUCAAAAGCAAAACACCGAACGGAACAUUGCCUUGUUUGGAAAUUGAUGACAAAUUAUAUGGACAGAGUUUAGCUUUGGUCAGGUUUUUAGCUAAGGAAUUCAGUUUGUAUGGAACGGAUAACGUGUCACAGAUGGUGGUUGACGAGUGUAUGUAUAACGUUACUGACCUCCGAAAAGUUUUAAUUGAUGCGGUUUUUGAACAGGAUGAAGCAAAAAAGGCUGAACAACUAAAGAAAAUCAAGGAAGAUGCACUACCACAGUUCAUGAAGAGAACGGAAGAAAUAUUUAAGUCUUAUGGAUCCGGCGGCUUCCUUGUGGGUUCAAAGUGUACCGCCGCUGACCUAGCAUUGUUUGACAUUGUGGACGGAUUGGAUUCUAAGAUGAAAGACGGUUUAACCAAAAAGAUCAAAGAACACAUGGCUAUGAUCGGUGCCAUUAAAGAAAUCAAACAAUGGCUUGAAGAGCGACCUAAAACUGAGUUUUAAGAUGUGGAAGAUGUAUGCAAUUCUAUCUGAUCUGAUCCAUCCCGUCUAAAAACUGGAAACAUUACGCUAGCCAUAAAACGAUUUAAUAUCGAAAUUAGGCGAUUGCGGUAUUUUCUCUGUCUACGAACACAUUGACCACCAGACAACGUUGUCGUAACAAAUAAAAUCCUUGGCCAUA
Pecten maximus is the source of this 875-nucleotide messenger RNA. RefSeq names its product glutathione S-transferase 1-like. Gene Ontology annotation, biological process: glutathione metabolic process. The record is from RefSeq and is a predicted model, not a curated record. Gene Ontology annotation, molecular function: glutathione transferase activity. The transcript has 5 exons. Lineage: Eukaryota; Metazoa; Mollusca; Bivalvia; Pectinida; Pectinidae. Bases 86 to 697 code for a protein of 203 amino acids.